UUGACUUAUGUGCAAAGGACUGCAGAGCAAAUUGUGGUGUCAAAUCAACUAAAAUUCGAAAAUCAUUAACAUGGACGGUUUUGUGAGUUCGUAAAAUUAGCAACUGGCAGUUAAUGAAGUCCGUCGUGGCGUAUCGAGCGCGAUCGUUUACACAUAAUAUAUCUGUGCAAAUAAGACCUCAUACAUGCUUGCUUUUGUCAGUCGAAGGUGUUAUUGAAAAUCGGCCACCUAAUAUUUUCUCGUUUAUGCAGAGCGUCGUUAUCGUGGUUGAUUUGCGAUAAGCUGCCAUGCCGUUAGUAAUCUUAUCAUUGAGUGAUAAUAGUUAUAAGUGUCAGUGAGUUAUGCGCUGUACGCUACGCUGGUACUUGUGCCACGACAGGUAACUCCUGAAGCCAGUUGGAAAAUCUGUACAUAGCAGUGUGCGCUUUUGGGAGUGACCAUGACGCCCAAACAUAUUUUCAUGCUAUUGUUGGCACUAUUUGCAACUGCAGUGGCUCAAAGCGAUGAUGAUUUACCUAUUGCCGUUGAAAAUGACAAUCAGUUCCCACCUGAGAAGCAGUCGGAAUCUGAUGGGAAUCUAAUAGAGGGCAGUGGAGCAGGCGUCAUAGAUGAGCCACUUGAAGGGACAACUGUAGCACCGGCGCCAUUACUUCAAGACGUGCAACUAAAUUCAUUCAUAGAUAGCGCACCCGCUGCUGAAGCUGAGCACGUGUGUCCUACACCAUGCGUUUGCAAUAUCGAAGGGGACACAAACAAAUAUAUUGUUGAUUGUUCUGGGUACGAGUUAACAGAACUGCCAAAGCCUCUGGAUCCCAAAACAACGGAGUUGAAGUUACAGAAUAACAAGCUAACUGAAAUACCAAAAGACAUCUCUGAUUUGAAGAACUUAAAGAUAUUGAAUGUUGACAACAACGAAAUCAUGGAAAUCAUUUCUGGUUCCAUAAGUGAACUACCUGAACUAACAAGUUUGAAACUAGGAAACAACCGUUUACUGGAGUAUCCUCAAGAUUUGAAAAACGCCUUUGGUUUAACGAAGUUAGAAGAACUUGAUCUGGGGGGUAACGAUAUGAGAACGGGCCUUAAACCGGAAUCCUUCUCUAACUUCAAAGCUCUGCGCUCAAUCACAUUGCCAAAGGAUGCUGCAAAUCUAGUGGAUGAUUUGUGUGCUACUUUAAAAGAAACUUUAGAAACUGUAUGUACAGAAUCGUGCAACACUAAAGCAGUUGAAUGCUCAGAAGCACCACAAGACACAUUCGGAGAUAUCGCUCUACCAGGAUUAAUUGCUCUGGUAUCGGGUGAUGAAGACGGAGAAGACCCGAUUUUAAGCUCUACGCCUAAAACUGAAGAAGCUACUGUUUCAAAAAAAGAAGAAGAAGUGCCUCCAGUAGUUAAUGUAGAAACUACUGAAACUGCUACGUUGGCUACAAAUGACUCGACUAACUCAGCAGGAGAUUUUUCACUUCGUUCUGCGAUUAUUAAAGCAUCGGAAGAAUCAAAGACAACAAAUGCAGAGGCUACUAGUGAAGCUACUGUCAAAUCAGAAAGUGAAGUGGUCGGAGCAACAACUACAGGAACAAAAACUGGAGGUGUUGACAAAAGCUUGAUUGGAAUGAUUGUAGCUGGAAUGGUUGUCGUAGUAGCGGGAAUAACAAUUAAGAAAAAUUGGAGCUCUAUUAAAAAUCGUUUUAGUUCAACUCCAAGAAAUGCAAAUGACCGAACACCCGUCAGUGCAAACGGAACCACGCCUGAAGAAGUGCCGCUUCAGGAGAAAUCUCCAGUUUAAGCAAGAAAAUAUUAAUUUUGUAUGUUCUGUUAUACUAUGUUGAGAUAUGUUCUGUUUCGAUCUGAAUGAUAUAAUUUAUUGACCUUUAAAUUAAUGACAUCUUGAACCAGGUCCAAAAUGUGUGAAUGAUGAAGUGUAUUAAUGGAUUAAUUGAUAUGAACAUAGAUUAAGUUUAGUAGAUGUGGCAGUAUUUUUUGUAAAUAUAUUAAUAUUAUAACAUUACGAAAACAAUGUACACAAUAACUUGUUUUUUUUUUUUACUUUGACAUAAUAAUUAAGUGUAAUAAUAUCGAAAUAAACGAGAUGUUUAUUUAAA
This is a messenger RNA of Helicoverpa armigera (cotton bollworm), 2099 nucleotides long. RefSeq lists its product as uncharacterized. The transcript has 4 exons. Lineage: Eukaryota; Metazoa; Arthropoda; Insecta; Lepidoptera; Noctuidae. The record is from RefSeq and is a predicted model, not a curated record. Gene Ontology annotation, molecular function: protein binding. The coding region runs from base 440 to 1783 and encodes 447 amino acids. Gene Ontology annotation, cellular component: extracellular matrix.